AUCCUGUGAGUCAUGGUCAUAUAAAACCAUUCCCACUGCCUUCAGCGGUCUUCAACAUCAACAUCAACAUCAACAUCAACAUCUUCAAGCAUGGCUCAGCCAGGACUUGUGGUCUUGCUUUUCCUAAGUGCAGUGAUAUUAGAGCAGGCUUUGGGGCGAACUUCAAGAUCUAACCCUGGAAGGUCAAACAGAGCCCGACUAAGAGAUGCAGGAGAUGAUGAUUUAAAGUCACAGAUCAACAAGCUGUGGCACGAAGUGAACUCCCUGAAGGAAAUGCAAGCACUGCAGACAGUUUGCCUGCGAGGCACGAAAGUCAACAGAAAGUGCUACCUGUCCAUUGAUGAACCAAAACACUACCAUGAAGCCAACGAAGACUGUAUCGCUCAAGGAGGAACCUUAGUUAUCCCUCGAAACAUAGAUGAAAACAACAGCCUCCGUGAGUAUGCAAAGAAAAGCUCUCCUGGAGCCAAGGAGUUCUGGAUCGGAGUGACAGACAUGGUCAAGGAAGGGCAGUACGUCGAUGUCAAUGGAAUGGCCAUUAGCUACUUCAACUGGGAUCGUUCUAAGAACCAACCUACUGGAGGGAAACGAGAAAGCUGUGUGAUGCUUUCACUAUCUGCACAAGGGAAAUGGCAUGAUGAUGUUUGCCGCAGUGUGAAAAAAUACCUUUGUGAAUAUCUAAUUCCUUAAUAUAAGCAUUUCCACAGUUAAUAUUAACUUGUUGUGUCCCAAUGCUGGACUUCGUGUCCAUUAAAAAGCUUCAAAAAUCUUUUACACUUUUUAAAUUUUGCUGGUACCGGUUAUACUUCAAUUGAAGGGUACGUGCUAUUUAUUAAUUACUGAGCAAUUGUUAGAAACAAUAGUGUAGUUACAGUGUCAUUCUACUGUAAUAAGCUACUGUAACAUCAAAUAGUAACAACUUAGUACUUACUGCCAUUUAUAUUUUCUUAAUUUUAAUAAAAUAUAUUUGUGUUUAUAUAAUCAAGUUACUCUUUUAAAAAUGUUAUUGAACUCACAAUGUGUGUAGUAAUUACAUGUGCAAUACUGCUAGUGUAGAUAGAAAGUAAUACUAAAACUAUGACUUGGUAAUUGUUAUGUAAUGUGUAUCUAACAACUAAAAUAUGUGUCCCUUUACUUACUCUUAACAAUGAAUGUUGGUAAAUGUGAAGUACUGUAAUUUCAAUGUCUCAGAUGUAUUUUUGAACUUCCAUUAACCUUUUAUGAUAACCUUUUUUGCAAUAGUUUUUAGUGGUAUUUUAAUACAGAGUCCUAAACAUUUCUCUUUAAUUGGCUUUCCAUUGAAUUCCGUGCUGCUGGUAAUCAUAGAUGCCUCAUGGUCUUUGAUUCCCUCAUGAGAGAUAUGGUAGGCUAUUUAAAAAACAUCAAAACUGCAUUUUAAGCUUUUGGCUUUAUACCCUAUUUAGGCUAUUUAGCUGUGGUCCUCACAUACUGUGAGGUUGGAGCUUGCAAUACCACAUAACUCCAACAGAGGGCAAUUUUACAAAAGUGCAUUUAUUGUGUGAAAAUAUCAAGGAAAACUAUAAACUAGGAUUUUACACUUACUGUAUUUUAUUUCUAUUCCCUUUAAACUAUUUCAAGUGAAACAUAUUUACAAUAGACCACGUUAUUAAAAAGGAUUGCAACAUAUAUUAAAAUAUAUGGAUGAUACCAUAUAUAAAAAGCAGCAAUUGUCUGUAUAUUUAACCAAUUAUUUUAUUAUUCUGAUACUGUUCAAAACAAAACUAAUGAUUCAUCAGUAUUAUUUUAGUGAUCAUGUAUCCAAAUGUAAAGAUGUGGAGGAGAGUCGGUUAAAAUAACAAGAAAAAAAACUAUGAAAAAUGUUUAUGUUUGCAGAUUGCAAAUGGAAACAGUAAUUGUGUUGCUUUUACUACGGACUGGCCUAUACAAAAAUGUUAGGUGUUGAUCAAUCAAAUUCUUGUCAAUUGUUGAUUGGUGUUUCUUCCACAACAAUAGAAAUCUAUUCUUGGGAAAUGCACGACCCACUGACAUUUCUGGAAUGGAUUUAUAGAUGUGUGCAAUAUUCUUGAUGGUAAGCAUUGCAAAUUCAAUGCGUGUAACCAGCAAUUAAAAAAAAAAAAAUACAAACAUUUCCAUGGCAGUACAUACUGUAAAUGAUAAUUAUACAAAGCUGUGGCAUGAUUAUGGAACACUUAAAAAAUGUGCUGCAUUUCAUUUACGAUUAAGGAUAGCUCUAAUUAAAUUCCUUGACCUCUUAAAGGUGAUUUAUCUAAGCCCUCAAGCCCUGGCAUUCCCCUUAAUUAUAUUUAGUUUUAUGCUCCCUGGGUUCUUUGUACAGAGCUUGAAUUUAAUCACAGAUUCCCCACUAUCCCAAGUGAUUGCUGUUGUACCGCUGUCUUUGAACUUUCAGCAAGUUACAGAAAGCUUCCUUUAUAGCUUAAUCAUUAUCUUUUGCCUUGAGUAUUAUAUAAUUUUUUAUUAAUAAUUAUAGUGAUGGCAUCCAUGUGACUAUUGCAUGUUAAUAUGCUUUUGCUUUAGAUUCACAAUUUAAACUGUUUCUAGCUCAAAUCAUAGUCUAAAGGAUACAUCUCAAAACAAGGUAUUUAUUUGCACGAUUGAUGCCAUUCUUCCAAAUAAAGGGAGAAAUUCUCAACUUUUAAAUUGUGAAUUGUUUUACACCCAUUACUAUAAAACAUACCUGCAUCCUAGGAUGUGUAGUAAUGCUAAAAGAAAACAAAAAAGAUAUAUGACAAGCAUUUCAACAAGAUGUGUUUCUCAUUGAAAGAUACUUUUGAUACUAUUACACCAAAUAUUUAUUUUACUGAAAGGAAUUACCACCAAUUGUGAGACAUCACUAGACUUCAUACAGUCACCAGAUGAGCUAUGUAACUUGUUUAUACCUGUCUAGUUUGGCAGUUGCAUUGGGUCUGUUUUUCCUUUAUGGAACUCUAGCCCAUACAGUAAGUGUGCCAGAGGGAGUGCUCUGUUUCAAAUUUGUCUGAAAUGACUGCAGAGGUUCUGAUUAUUGAGGAGAAUUUAAUCUACUAAGGAGACCAUUUAUGGAAUACAUCCCAGAUUUAUUAAAGUAAUUUCUGCACAACAGAAAGUGUAGGAUUUUAUUUCAACUUGCUGCCAAUAAAACAAACCCAAUUAUAUUUAUAUCUGAGUAACUGUAACUAACACCUAGCCAAGGAUUCGGAAUUAGAAGAGUCCACCAGGUUACUUGUAACGUAGAUGCUGCAUUUUUCAGGCAUUUGGACCUCUACUUCAGUCUUACUUGUUUGCAGUAUUCUCAUAUACCAGUAGAUGUCUUUCUUUUGUAACAAGUGCACUUGUAUUAAUCCCAAAACUUAUAUAUAAAAACUUAUAUAUAAAAAGUAAAUUGUGUCAAAAUAAGGUGGGUAUUUGCACAAACAGUACAGAACAUUUGUAUUAGUAAUAAUUUAAUAUAGUGAUUUGUCAAAGUUCAGUUACAUGUUAAUAAAAAGUCAAUAGAUAUGCAA
Molecule: messenger RNA, 3482 nt
Organism: Acipenser ruthenus (sterlet)
Lineage: Eukaryota; Metazoa; Chordata; Actinopteri; Acipenseriformes; Acipenseridae
Product: tetranectin-like protein
Exons: 3
Coding region: 91-690 (199 amino acids)
Source: RefSeq, a predicted model, not a curated record